AAGGUCGCUCUGCCCAGCCUAGGACAAUGGGGAGGAAAAAAAUACAGAUCUCACGCAUUCUGGACCAAAGGAAUCGGCAGGUGACAUUUACCAAAAGGAAGUUUGGGCUGAUGAAGAAGGCCUAUGAGCUGAGCGUGCUCUGUGAUUGUGAGAUUGCGCUGAUCAUCUUCAACAGUGCCAACCGCCUCUUCCAGUACGCCAGCACGGACAUGGACCGUGUGCUCCUGAAGUACACGGAGUACAGUGAGCCCCACGAGAGCCGCACCAACACCGACAUCCUUGAGACACUGAAGCGGAGGGGUGUGGGCCUCGAUGGACCAGAGCUGGAGUCAGAUGAGGGACCUGAGGGGCCCGGAGAGAAGCUGCGGAGGCUGGCAGGCGAUGGGGGCGAUCCAGCCUUACCCCGGCCCCGACUCUAUCCAGCAGCCCCUGCUAUGCCCAGCCCAGACAUGGUAUAUGGGGCCCUGCCCCCACCAGGCUGUGACUCCAGUGGGCUUGGGGAGGCCCUCCCUGCCCAGAGCCGCCCAUCCCCCUUCCGGCCAGCAGCCCCCAAAGCUGGGCCUCCAGGCCUGGCCCACCCUCUCUUCUCACCGAGCCACCUUGCCAGCAAGACACCACCCCCCCUGUACCUGACAGCUGACGGUCGGAGGUCAGACCUGCCUGGUGGCCUGGGAGGGGGCCGAGGGGGACUGAGCACCUCGAGAGGCCUCUAUGGUAGCCUGCAGAGUCCAUGUUCUGCUGCAGCUCCAGGACCCCCACUCGGAAGCUUCCCCUUCCUCCCAGCAGGGCCCCCAGAAUAUGGCCUUGGAGACCCCCCUCCGCCCCCGGGAUUGCUGCAGCCCCCUACCCUGGCCCCCUGGCAGCCGUCGAGGGGUGAUGGGCCCCUAGCCGCCUCUGCCCAGCCCAGUGGGGGCCGCAGCCUGGGCGAGGAGGGUCCACCAGCCCGCGGUGCCUCCCCAACGACCCCCCAAGUCAGCAUCAAGUCUGAGCGUCUCUCACCGGCACCCGGGGGCCCCGGCGACUUUCCCAAGACCUUUCCCUACCCCUUGCUCCUGGCCCGGCCCCUGGCAGAGCCCCUACGGCCCGGGCCCCCGCUGCGCCGGCUACCGGCCGACGGCUGGCCGCGGUAGUGGACUUGGGGGUGGCACUGGCCCUGCCCCCUAUUCCAGGCUGGGCGAGGUCACGUAGGCUCGCCACCUCCCUCCCCGUGUCCUUAGAGAAGACCCAGUGGAUACGGCCUCCUUCACGGUGGGGGUCUGGAGAAGGAAGGUUGGGUUGGGAUCCAUGGACAUGGGGCUCUGUUUCCCCUUCCUGAGUGUGUACCCACCAAUAAAACAUGUAUGGCCUCCGUGGA
Messenger RNA from Phyllostomus discolor (pale spear-nosed bat), 1354 nucleotides. RefSeq names its product myocyte enhancer factor 2B (gene MEF2B). The transcript is spliced from 8 exons. Gene Ontology annotation, molecular function: RNA polymerase II cis-regulatory region sequence-specific DNA binding; protein dimerization activity; DNA-binding transcription factor activity, RNA polymerase II-specific. Gene Ontology annotation, biological process: positive regulation of transcription by RNA polymerase II. Bases 27 to 1130 code for a protein of 367 amino acids. The record is from RefSeq and is a predicted model, not a curated record. NCBI's taxonomy places the organism in Eukaryota, Metazoa, Chordata, Mammalia, Chiroptera, Phyllostomidae.